AGGCGAGCUCCUUGUCACUCCCUCCUGCCCCCCCCCCACCAGCACCACCCCUGGGUCUUCUUGCUGCCGCUUCCUCGUGGCAUCAGACGCUCUCAAGCCCCUGCGACUUCUUGCUGCCGCCAUGCGCUCCAUCAGGGUCUUUCCAGGAGUGCUGCAGCCUCCUGUGAUCCGAUGGAAGAGAGGGACGGGACGCUGCCCUCCCUUGGGCAUUGGCAGAGCCGGCUCCUCGGCCUCGGCUCAAGGCAGAGAGGCAGCGAUGGUGAACGGGCGUCACCAGCAACACCAGCAGCUGACGGACCAGUAAGGGAUGCAUGGGCCAUGUGUCGUAUCACUGUGGUGGAGGGGUGUGUGCAUAGGUGAUGUCAAAGUGUGUGUGGGGGGGCGUAUUUUGUUUUGCCCAUCCAGGAACUGUGUAGAUUUUGUUAAGCAGGAACUGGGUGCAGGAUUGAAUUAAGGGACUCUAGUGUCCUCCAGAUGUUGAUGGACUGGGCAUGGAGAGUAGUGGUGCAGCAAUAAAACGGCUAGCACAUUUGCAAAGCUAAGAAGGGUCCGGUAUGGUUCCAAAUUGGUUGGGGAAACCAUGUGUUGAGAUUCCUGCAUUGUAGCGGGUUGGACUAGAUGACCGUCAGGGUCCCUUCCAAUUCUUCAGUUCUAUGAUUCUAUGACUUCCACGUCUCAUCAGCUCCAACCGGCAUGGCCAGUGGCUAGAGAUGUUGGGAGUUGUAGUUCAUCAACAUCUGGAGGUAGUGCAGGUUCACACACACACACACACACACCCGCAUUAAUGAAUUGACUCCUCUACAAUGCAACCUUUUGUUUGACGCUAGCAAACUUUCCGCACUCAGAUACCCAGCCCAGCUGAUAUCCUGGCAGAAAUUAUCCAGCCCCACUUUGCUUGUAUGUUUCUUUGCAGAAUGACCAGCUGACAAAUGCUGCCAUUCUUAGGAGAGCUGUUAAACUUAAGGUGGUGUGGGGAAAAUAGAAAACCCGGGGUGUCACGAUCGAUGCGAUUCUGGAAUUGUGACGCACUUAGGACUUCAUGCACUGCCAAGCCUUGCACACUGAAGGGACACGUCUGCCCGUCCAGAGGCAGAGAAAAGAAGCCAGGUUGUCAGACUUCCAGACAUACGGCUUUUGUCAUUUCCGUGCUCUCUUAUUUUUGAUGCCAAUUAUUUCCGCCCAGCAUGAAACACCUAAAGUGCUAAAAGUAUUUGCUCCCUGCAGAAAUGCUGGCUGCCGUUUGAAGCAUACUCAUAAAAGAGUAGAAUUGCAUUCAACAUGGAAGAAAACACAGGAAAUAGGAGGCGGGGGGAUUGUGGUAGUGGCAUAGCCCCCACUGCCAGUGUCUAUGUGAUUAUGAAAACCUCUACAAGUGAUUUGUUUUGGGGGGUUUAAAUUAUUUGUCCAGAAUCUGAGCACUUUUCCCUGUAUCACUCUAGUGGAGGAACUCCUACAGUCUUUUAAAGGAGCCCACUAGGGCUAAGAUGGGAUUGUAGUUCAAAAUAUCUGGAGAGCACCAGAAUAGCAAAAACUGGGUUAACCUGUCCCCAGCCACAUUUUUAGUUCAGGUGGAGGAAAUGUGCAGCUUCCAACAAAACGUAACACUGAAAAUUUUCCAAUACUGGGCUGCCUUCAGAUGUUUUCAGAAAGUCGUAUAGUUGUUUAUUUCUUUGACAUCUGCCGGGAGGGCAUUCCACAGGGUGGGUACAACUACCAAGAAGGCCUUCUGUCUGGUUCCCUAUAAUUUCACUCCUCAACAGAGAGGGAACCGCCAGAAGGCCCUUGGAACUGGACCUCGAAGUCAGGGCUGGACAAUGGGGGUGGAGAAUCUCCUUCAGGUAUACAGGGUCAAGACCAUUUAGGACUUUAAAGGUCACCAUCAGCACUUUGAAUUGUGCUUGGAAAAGUACUGAGAGCUGAUUUAGAUCUUUUGGGACCGCUGUUAUAUGGUCCCGGCGGCUGCUCCCAGUCACCCUUCUAGCUUCAUUCUGGAUUGUCAGUGUGGGUAAUGACAACUAGAGGUUCCUUACCACUGCUUUAAAAAGUCUUGCUCUCAAAUCACCGGUAUUUAUUUUUAGAAAUCUAUAACCAACCCUUGCCAGGAGGGAUAUGUUCCUUUGCUCUAUUCCUUUGCCUCUCUGUGAGUUCCAUUCUCAGGCUGCUGCUGCCACUGCUUGUUUUUUAACUGUACACUUACCUGAGAGGUUGCCCAUACCUGAAAUGUGCAACAUGAAUGCUUUACAUCAGUGUUUCCCAAACUUGCGUCUCCAGCUGUUUGUGGACUACAAUUCCCACCAUCCCUGACCAGUGGUCCUGCUAGCUAGGGAUGAUGGGAGUUGCAGUCCCAAAACAGCUGGAGACCCAAGUUUAGGAAACACUGCUUUAAAUAAAUGAAUGAAUGUUAUGUAGGGGUGAAACAUGACCUGUUCUCUGUUGUGGCCUCUUGUCUCUCCGCAGGGAUGUGUCAGAAAAUGGGAUGCUGCCUCGCCUUAGUGACCUCCUUUUCUACACAGUAGCUGAAGGCCAGGAAUGUAUCUCCGUUCAUAAAUUCACCAGUGUAAGAUGCUUCCAGCUGUCCUAAAGGAUGGGUGGGAAAGGUGGGACUUGGGGGGGGCAUAUUCCCAGGCCUGCCUGGAGAUGCUGAGAGUGAAUCUGGGACCUUGUGCACUGCAAGCAGAUGCUCUACCACUUCCUACAACCACAUGAGGAAUCGGGCAUCUAGAACCUCUGUCGAAAUAGUGAGCAGAGCUUUACACAUCUGCACCCAUUAAAAAAUCCAUAGAAGCAGGAGGCUGGUCUCGUUUUCUUUACUGCAAGAGCAGAUACCUUUUUUCCCCCCCUUUAAUUUUCACCGGAUUUUUAUUAGUUUUCUAUAACAAAGUUUUAAAACAUUUUGUCAUUUUUAUACCUAAACCAAACUUAAUGAAGGAAGACUGGAUCGCAGGUGGAUAUAAUACAAAGCACAUGAUUUUAAAAGGCUAGUUACGGUGGACCAGGUCAAUGGUUUCUUUGUACAUUUUUCCAAUAGCUCAACUGAGAAAAUAAAAUAAAUGGGAAUGGAUAAGAAGAGGGGUUUUAUCCCUCUGCAAGAGCAGAUAUUAUAGAUAUUGGUGGUAUGCACAGCAGGAGAUGUGAGAUGUUUAUUCCGGUCCAUAUUGCAUUUGAAAUUUUGUUUGCACAUGAAAUGGUUUUUAAUUGUUUGUAUAUAUACUGUUGUUUUUAUAUAUGGUAUUGUUUUCCAUUGUUUCCAUUACUGAAUUAUUAUUAUUAUUUUACUGUGCAAUCUCUUCAGGAUACUUUAUAGGAAGCAAUUCGAAAAUGGAAUCAAAUAAACAAAUAAAUAAAAAUACUCUAUCCCGUUCUCAUCCCCUCUUCUUGCUAUGUGUUCAUCUGUGUUGUUGGCAGAGGGCGCCUUCAUUUAAAAAAAAAAAAACUCUAUUGCAAAACAAUUUACUUAUAACAACACAGACAAAGACAAUACCUCAAUGACAACUAAACAUCAACUAACAACACAUCAUCUAACAUCACACACACUUUUGACUUCCGAUUCACCUCAUUGUGCUUUCUACGUAUUUUUAACCUUUACGCAUUUCCUGUUAUAUCUUUUACAUAGCCAGAAAAUUUUCUACAUUUAUAGUUUCCCUUAAUAUUCAAGAUUCAAUCUAGACCUGUCAGGAGAUUUUCAUUUUCACAAUAUUGUUUUAGAUAUUCUUUACAUGUUAUGCAUUCCUUACACACUUUCUGGUUUGAGUUUCCUCUUAUUCUCCCAGUCAUUUUCUCAAGUUCCAAGUAUUCUGUCAUCUUCACCUGCCAGUCAAGAGGGCGCCUUCAUGUGCUCUUCUCAAUUCAGGCCUUGCAAGGCACUGGCCUUUGGACCUCGGAUCCACGCCUUCGAGACUGCAUGAAUCGUCUGCAAAAGGCAGCGCAGGAACCCAGCACUGGUGGGUUGCUGAACCGGAAACUUUUCCGAAGGUAGGACAUCCUUAGGUGCAGACAGGGAAGGCUAGGAAUACCUUUGCUAGGCUGACCUAGUUAGUUCCGCUGCCAUCCAGGCAAGAAGACAGUUAAGGUGGGCAGUGUUGAUUCAAUUACAAGCAAACAUCCCAAUUCCCUAGUCCUCUAAUGUCUUAUGGCAUAUUACUCAGCCGCUCCCAAUUCAACUCCCCACCUGUCUUUUCUGUCCUCAGGUGUGUGAGCAGCAACAUUGUACUGCUGACCCAGGCCUUCCGGAAGAAGUUUGUCAUCCCCGACUUCCAGGAGUUCACGUCUCAUGUGGAGCAAAUUUUUGAAAGCGCCAAAGGACUCCAGGAGGGCAAGGUAGAAAAAUCAAGUAGUGCAUGAGGGCAGAGGCUAAAUACAAGCAAAUCACAGUGCAAACCUAUAUAUACAGUGGUCGCUCGGGUUGCAAACGUGAUCCAUGUGGGAUGCACGUCCACAACCCGCAGUGUUCGCAACCCGCAGCGGCAGGUCUGUGCACGUGCGGGUUGCGAUUUGUUGCUUCUGCGCAUGCGCAAAGCGUGAUUUAGCACUUCUGUGCAUGCGUGUCCGCCGAAACCUGGAAGUAACCCGUUCCGGUGGUGUAGUGGUUAAGAGCAGUGGACUCGUAAACUGGUGAACCGGGUUCACUUCCCCGCUCCUCCACAUGCAGCUGCUGGGUGACCUUGGGCUAGUCACACUUCUCUGAAGUCUCUCAGCCCCACUCACCUCAAAGAGUGUUUGUUGUGGGGGAGGAAGGGAAAGGAGAAUGUUAGCCGCUUUGAGACUCCUUGGGGGAGUGAUAAAGUGGGAUAUAAAAUCCAAACUCUUCUUCUUCUGGGUUUCGGCUGGUCCAUAACCCCCAAAAAAUGCAACCUGAAGUGUCUGUAACCCGAGGUAUGACUGUACCUCCUUAGAAGUGAGUCACUUUGAGUUCCCUGGUAAGCAUGCAUAGCCGGCAUGGGGAGCCACUGUCCCCAAUUGUUGGCUAUUCUGUCUGGGGCUGAAGGGAUCCGCAGUCCGACAAUAUCUGGAGGGCCACAGAUUCCCCCUCUCUGGAAUAUAAGAUUGCAACCUCAAUUUCUCUAUCAUCUUCCACCUGUCAUUCUGUUGGGCGUCAAUCAGGGCUGACUUUUGAGGUCCCUUCCAACUCUGGAAUGCUAGGAUGCAAUAAAUUAUCUAUGCUGAACAGGGAGAGUUUACCCCUCCCUAACAAUAAUCACCUCCCUGAAGUUUAUAUUGACAUCCAUCAGAAAGCAUCCCUUUCCACCAAUAGAUAGUUCGGGUUCUGAAGAUAAUGGGUUUUGCUGACUGGUAAGUUAAUACCUGGAUGCAGGUGACGUUGUGGGUUAAACCACAGAGCCUAGGACUUGCCGAUCAGAAGGUCGGCGGUUCGAAUCCCCGCAACGGGGUGAGCUCCUGUUGCUCAGUCCCAGCUCCUGCCAACCUAGCAGUUCGAAAGCACGUCAAAGUACAAGUAGAUAAAUAGAUACCGCUCUGGCGAGAAGGUAAACGGCAUUUCCGUGCGCUGCUCUGGUUCGCCAGAAGCGGCUUAGUCAUGCUGGCCACAUGACCCAGAAGCUGUACGCCGGCUCCCUCGGCCAAUAAAGCGAGAUGAGCGCCGCAACCCCAGAGUCGGUCAUGACUGGACCUAAUGGUCAGGGGUCCCUUUACCUUUACCUUUAAGUUAAUAGCUACCAGAAAUUUUUCAGUGGCUGCAAGAAACAGUUCUGUAAGUUUUGAACGUAGCCACCAAAUGAGAGGAUUAAAAGUGUGCAGCUGUCAGAGAAGGAACUGUUGGAAGCUGGUGUGUGUGUGUGUGUGUGUGUGUGUGUGUGUGUGUUUAAUGGGCACUGUGACUGCUUUAAAAAGACCAGAACCCAAGGUUGAGAAUGUAUGUUACUGAAGACGUCAUAAGUUUCCCAUUUGCCAUCUUCACAAGAAAAUUCACCCUGUAAAAGUUUCUCCUUGGAAUUUCCUAGUGCUCAGGGAAAUGGGGACCGAAGAAUAACACGACCGCUUCUGGAUAUAUGCAGGGUUUUUAUCGGACAGUGUUUCCCUCUGUUGACCAAAGGCUCUUUUGACUCAGCAAAGUCUUCCACCCAGUGAAACAGGGGGAAAGAAGGCAAGUUUGGCAUAUUCACCUUCCUGUCUGGUGCCCCCAUCAUCCCCUACAGUGUGGGAAGUAGCACGGGGGGCUGCAGGUGGCUUGCCGAUCAGAAGAUCGGCGGUUCGAAUCCCCGCGAUGGAGUGAGCUCCUGUUGCUCGGUCCCUGUUCCUGCCAACCUAGCAGUUCAAAAGCACACCAAAAAGUGCAAGUAGAUAAAUAGGUACCGCUCCAGCAGGAAGGUAAACAGCGUUUCUGUGCGCUGCUCUGGUUCGCCAGAAACGGCUUAGUCAUGCUGGCCACAUGACCCGGAAGCUGUACGCCGGCUCCCUCGGCCAAUAAAGUGAGAUGAAUGCCGCAACCCCAGAGUCAGUCACAACUGGACCUAAUGGCCAGGAGUCCCUUUACCUUUACCUAGCCUACCUCUUCAGUCUACUGAUUUCCAUCAGUGGAGUGACAGCACUGGAAGCUGCCUGUGCUGUCCUCCAUUAGGUGGGCAGAUAGCUGAGAUGAGGAUAACUAUCCUUCACACACACCCAUCCCCAUUGCUUAAUUUGGGGCUGAUUUCUCAUUCCCUUUUCUAGGUGGCCAACUACAUCCCACAGCUAGCAAAGUGCAAUCCAGAGCUCUGGGGCGUGUCUCUUUGCACCGUGGAUGGUCAACGGUGAGUGAAAGGGACCUGAACCUUAAAUAUGGGAUUGAACACAAAGAGAUAGGAAACAACUCUUCUGCUGAACAUUGCUUGGUGCUGUCAGGUUUCAGGGACUUGUCUUCCUCCCCCCCCCCUUUUGACAGUAGAUAAGCAGAACAAAGAGAAAGGAGUCUCUUACCAGUUAGAGAUUUUAGUGAUCACAUCGAGAGAACAAAUAAUCCAUUUCUAGGAAUGAAGGUGCUCCCAAUUAAGGUUUCCACCCACUCCCCCCCUAGUCACCCACUUCACUACCGUCAUUUCUGCAUCUUGCAAUCUGAUCUCGCAACCAUUGUACUUUCUGAGCAGCCACCUUAUCUGCUCUCUUUGACCUUGGGCUGAGCGGAUGGAUGCUUUCCAGCAAAAGCGAGUCUGUUAACUCUCUCUCUCUCCCCCGCCCCCGGUUCUUCUUCUCCUAGCUGUUCACCACCCAGUUCUUCCCAACUUCGGUCUCCUGAACUAUGUCUCUCUGCAAACCACUGUUCCAAAUCUACUGUCCCACUGUUCCUGGGAAGAUUCAAGAUCCUGAGCAGGGGGUGGGGGAGGCUCCCACCAUUCCUCCUCAGCAGAGGUGCAUACAGUGGUACCUCGGGUUAAGUACUUAAUUCGUUCCGGAGGUCUGUUCUUAACCUGAAACUGUUCUUAACCUGAAGCACCACUUUAGCUAAUGGGGCCUCCUGCUGCUGCCGCACCGCCGGAGCAUGAUUUCUGUUCUCAUCCUGAAGCAAAGUUCUUAACCCGAGGUACUAUUUCUGGGUUAGCGGAGUCUGUAACCUGAAGCAUCUGUAACCCAAGGUACCACUGUAUUAAAGAGGCAGAGAAAGAUGGUUCCUUCUGUCGUCAGAUGUGCCUGUGGACCCCCGUAGGGUAAGGCAGGGAUGGGGAACCUUGGGAUCUGGCACCAUUUGUGGCCCUUCAGUUUUCUGUGUCUGGUCCUCACUGUAAUUCCCAUGGCAGAUCUAUUUCUGGAUGCAGACUAGGAUGCCGGAAUGUUCUGGGCUAAGCAUAGACUCGUCUGCCCCAGGACUGGCAGGGAAUUCUGGAAGGAAGAGCUACCAGUCUGUAUGUAACUGUGAGCAAGCAAAGUGCUCUAAAAUAAAUCUCUUCACCUAACAUAGUUGAAGAUCGUGUUCUGGUUUUUAAGAGCCCCAGCCUCUGAACUCGGCACCUGAACCCCUCCCAAAAUCACAUUUCUACCAACCCUGCUCCGCACCCUCCUUAAGUGUUUUUGCUUGGCUAAAAUUUGUCCUUGAACUCUGAUAACAAGUCCUGCUUACCUGGAUAGAGAACAGGGUAGAAGUUGGCCUACUGCACAAAGGUAACAUUUGCGUUCAUUACUCCUCCAACUUUUUCCUCUGGCCCCAUACAUCACUGGUGUGCGGGCCCCAGAAGUUUGCUGAGAAGGGAAUGUGGCCCUUGGUUUGAGAAAGGACCCCCACCGCUGGAGUAAGGGGUUACAGUAAUCCCAUCCGGAUCCCUGGAAAGCCACUUCCGGUCAGUACAGAUAACGCUGAACUUGUUGUUGUUUAGUUGUUUAGUCGUGUCCGACUCUUCGUGAUCCCAUGGACCAGAGCCCGCCAGGCACUCCUGUCUUCCACUGCCUCCUGCAGUUUGGUCAAACUCAUGCUGGUAGCUUCGACAACACUGUCCAACCAUCUCGUCCUCUGUCGUCCCCUUCUCCUUGUGCCCUCAAUCUUUCCCAACAUCAGGGUCCUUUCCAAGGAGUCUUCUCUUCUCAUGAGGUGGCCAAAGUAUUGGAGCCUCAGCUUCACAAUCUGUCCUUCCAGUGAGCACUCAGGGCUGAUUUCCUUCAGAAUGGAUGUGUUUGAUCUUCUUGCAGUCCAUGGGACUCUCAAGAGUCUCCUCCAGCACCAGAAUUCAAAAGCAUCAAUUCUUUGAUCAAUUCUUCUAGAACGCUGAACUAGGUGAACCCAAUAGUUGGUAGAAGGAAGAUUUCUAUGUAACUCUGGCUUCUAGCACCCUUAAUUAUUAAAAAUAAUAAUUUGGUCCCCUUGCCAUUUUAUCAUUGGUUAGCUGAAGGUGGCAGGGGUAAGGUGGCAUCUUCUGUCCUCAGUCGCCCUCUCUGUCCCUCCCAGGUAUUCCAUGGGCCACACCAAGACCCAAUUCUGCCUGCAAUCAUGUGUCAAGCCCCUUAAAUACGCCGUCGCCGUCAGUGAACUGGGCACUGACCGAGUGCACCAGUAUGUCGGCAAAGAGCCCAGCGGGCUGCGUUAUGACAAGCUUUCUCUCAACGAGGAAGGUAAGGUGGGCAGAAUUCCAAAUGACGAAGAAUGGAGGAGUGAUGGAGAGCAGCCAAUGUGUCUCUGUGUGAAAUACCAAGGUUUGGAUCCUCACUGAUCCAGCCACAAAGCUUACAAAGUCCUCUUGGGCAAGUCACUAGCCAUGCUCACGCGUAACACUAAACCAUGGUUUGGCUAUAUACAAAUGAGCUGAAGUGAACCCAAGCAAAGCUUUGGAGUUGCGUGUUUUCUUCCCUCUUCCCAUAUUCUUCAACAUUUCUCUGAUGAAAACAGGGACUGUUUUCCCUGCGGAGACUUUGAGUCUCUGCAAUGGGUUUUCAUGGAGCGAGACCACCAGGAACGAGCCAGGUCUGUGCAGAUUUUGUUUUUGCUAAUAAAGAGUUAACUGUUGUUGUUGUUUUCUAAUAAAGAGUUAACGCCACUUGCUUCGUGUGAUCUACUGCUAGCUCGCUCCCAGCACUAUAGCAUGGGAACAUGAACAUGCAAGAUUGUUACCAUCAGUCAUUCCAGAACACUCUGUGUGUGUGUCCCUGUGUCAGACAAACCCCCCAUAAUUUGGGGCCAAGCUGAGGCAUAAUAAGAGGCAAUGUUCCAUGGUCAUGUUCCACAAUGAUCACUGAUGCCAGCUGUAUAUAUUUAUAUACAGUCAAACCUUGGUUCCCAACGCCUCCAUUCUGGAACAUUUCGGCUCCUGAAUGUCGAAAACCUGGAAGUGAGUGUUCCAGUUUUCGAACGUUUUUCAGAAGCUGAACAUCUGACACAGCUUCUGCUUGAGUGCAGGAAGCUCCUGCAGCCAAUCGGAAGCUGCACCUCGGUUGUCGAAUAUUUUGGAAGCCGAACGGGCUUCCGGAGUGGAUUACAUUCGACAACCAAGGUUUGAUUGUAUUUAUAUUUAAUUUUCUUACACUGACAUCCAAUCUGUACAUGUAACUCCCUGGUGGUUCGCCAUCCAGGCACUGACCAGUCUCGGAUCUGCUGAAUAAUAAUAAUAAUAAUUUAUUAUUUAUACCCUGCCCAGCUGGCUGGGUUUUCCCAGCUACUCUGGGUGGCUUAGCUUCAGUAAGAUGUUGUACCAUCUUCAUGCUACACCCUUGGUACAUAACUGGAUAGGCAAACAAUGUUAUGUUCUUGGGCUGGCUGUAGGUUUUGUCUUGAUGGACUUAAGCAAGUUUGAAUAACCCUGCAUUUUUCUUUUUGCGUCCAGGCAUCCCCCACAACCCUAUGGUGAAUGCAGGGGCCAUUGUCAUCAGCUCUCUCAUCAGGGUAAGGCAUCUGUAGCCACAGUUCCAGAGGUGGGCUUGGGUUGCCCUGCACUCGAUAGUACAAAAAGAAGAGGGCACAUCACAUUAAGGGGGUAGAAUGAGCACACCUAUGGAACAACCAAACCCUGUCCUGAAGAAUACGAACUGGAAAGGAAAGUGGUCCAUGCCUUGAGAACCACUUUUGUCCUUGGAAGUUCUCAAGUCAUGGACAAAACUUAACAGGAAUAACUGCAUGAGGAUCGCCUUUGUUGCCACCCAACAGCAAGCAGAAUCGCAGAACCAUAGAAUAAUGAAGUUCACAGCUCAGGAUUGUAGUGAACUAGCAGCUUUGUGCCUGGUGUCGCUUGGAUCUUCUAAGAAGCCAAAAAUUUGGUGCAGUUUUGAAAUCGGUGGUUUAAAUCAGUGCAGUUAUUGAAAGGUUCAGUCGGACAUCUUGUUUCAAAAUGGCACCCAGAUUGUAUCCAAACAUAAGACCAAAACCUGCUGCUUGGUCUCAGGAACGAUUGUGCAAAAUUUGAUUACAAUAUUUUAAGAGGUGUUCAAAUGCAGAGUGAACCGACAAGCAUUUUUUUUAAACUAUAGAUUAUGCUGGUGUACCUCAGUCAAGUUAGUGGUUGUCGUUAACAAUGGGCUGUAACUUAGAAUGGCGCUGAGUACCAAUUGUGGCCUUUCUUCCUUGGUAAAGUGUAAACCUCACAGCUUUACCUGAGGUCUGGACUACAGCAGUUGUGGAAGGAUUCCCAGGUUAGGUGACUGACCCAUGGCAUCAAGAUCUGAAUCCAGAUUAUUGCCCCUAAUUUGGGGUCUCUGUGGUUGACCUGUAUCUCUAAGAUACACAAAAUCAUAGCCAAUGUUAGCAGAGGCGUAGCGUGGGGGGUGCUGUGACAUACUCUCUGCCGCUGAAUUUUAGUCCUACUCAGAGUAGAUCCUUUGAAAUUAAUGGAAAUGACUAACUUAGGUCUAUUAAUUUCACUGAGUCUACUCUGGGCAGGACUUCGCUGAAUGCAACUCAAAAGUUUUUCAGAGCUCAACUGACUCCUUUUCUUGUUUUCUUUUAGAUGGGCUGUAAGAAAGCUGAGAAGUUUGACUACGUGAGUGUGGCCUUUGCCACUUAUUUCAAAUCUCCAUUUUACAGUUUCUCAAGGCCCAGGUUUCUCAGGAUGGCGGAAACCUAUUCACUGGAUAGUCAAAGUCAUUUCUUUUGCAAAACAAUCCUGAGUUCUGAUUUGGUCUGGGAUUCCAGAAUCCCUUGGAAGCUAGUGCUAGAGGGUGAGGAACUUGCAGGGCCCACAGAGAUGUACUUUCAAAUGUUGUUUUUCCUCAGCUAAAUUGCAGAACGACAGCAAUAUUUCUGAAAGGUCCAGUUGGAGUUUGACCUGAGGCAGCUCUAAAUGACCUCGGCCCAGUAUACCUGAAGGAGCGUCUCCACCCCCAUCGGUCCAGCUCCGAGGGCCUUCUGCCGGUUCCCUCACUGUGAAAAGUGAAGUUACAGGGAACCAGGCAGAGGGCCUUCUCAGUAGUGGCGCCCUCCCUGUGGAACGCCCUCCCAUCAGAUGUCAAGGAAAUAAACAACUAUCUGACUUUUAGAAGACAUCUGAAGGCAGCCCUGUUUAGGGAAGUUUUGAAUGUUUGAUGUAUUUAUUGUGGUUUUUUAUACAGUGGUACCUCUGGAUGCAAACAGGAUCCGUUCCGGAGCCCUGUUCGCAUCCUGAAGCAAACGUAACAUGCGACUGCACAUGCACGGGUUGUGUUUUGCCGCUUCUGUGCAUGCGCAUGAUGUCGUUUUGAGCGUCUGCGCAUGCGCGAGCGGCGAAACCCGGAAGUAACGCGUCCCGUGGAGCACAACCCAAAAAUGCUUAACCUGAAGCAUAUUCAACCCGAGGUAUGACUGUAUUCUAUUGGGAGCUGCCCAGAGUGGCCGGAUGGGCGGGGUAUAAAUAAUUUCUUAUUAUUAUUAUUAUCAAUGGCAACCCUCUGUCCAUCUUUUGCCAUGGGUAAAUUCCCUGUCUACAAGCUAAUACAUGUAGACUAUCAUCACCGUUGUCUAUUAUUACUGCUGCUGCUACUCAGUUAAUUCAAUACUUCUCUUCAAUUAAUAAAUAAAAUGAUUAAAUAAUAAUACUACUAAUGGGUGCCUAUUCGUAUAUUAAGUAAUACUAGUAUAUUGUGUAACAUAAAAUGGACACUGAGGGGAAAGAACUGUUCACCAACUGACAAUUUCAAUAAGCAGGAAAAGGAAAGGAAGCUAAAGAGAGAUGGGGGCGGUGGUCUGAAUCACAAACAUAUCUGGAAGACCUUCUUGCUUUGAUUCUAGGUGUUGGAUUAUUUGAAGAAGAUGGCCGGAAACGAGUAUGUGGGAUUCAGCAAUACCACGUAAGGCCAGCAGGAGGGGCAACGGCAUCCUGCGUUGCUUUUGCAAGAGAUGCUAAUAACGCUUGUUUUGCUAGUACAGUGGUACCUCUGGUUACAUACUUAAUUCGUUCUGGAGGUCCGUUCUUAACCUGAAACUGUUCUUAACCUGAAGCACCACUUUAGCUAAUAGGGCCUCCCGCUGCCGCCGCGCGAUUUCUGUUCUCAUCCUGAGGUAAAGUUCUUAACCUGAAGCACUAUUUCUGUAACCUGAAGCGUAUGUAACCCGAGGUACCACUGUACCGGGGUUUUUUUGGUUUUUUUAAUUUAAAAAGUGUGGAUGUGAUUGAAAUUGGCAUGUAGGGCAGGGAACUCUCCUUUUUAUGUAAAUGAUAAUUCUUGAAGGGUGGGCACCUAGCAUCUGGAGAGAGAAAUCAAGGAGUGUGUGUGUGUGUCUUAAUAGGUUUCAGUCGGAGAAAGAAACAGGAGACCGGAACUAUGCUAUUGGGUAUUAUCUUAAAGACAAAAAGGUAAGGAGGAGGAGGAGGGAGUUCUGUUUAUUUUUUGAUUGGUUGCUUGUAUUUCGUUAAAAUUCCAUACAAGACUUAGAACCAGAAAAUGGGGUAAAAGGUAAAGGGACCCCUGACCAUUAGGUCCAGUUGUGGCCGACUCUGGGGUUGCGGCACUCAUCUUGCUUUAUUGGCUGAGGGAGCCGGCGUACAGCUUCCGGGUCAUGUGGCCAGCAUGACUAAGCCGCUUCUGGCGAACCAGAGCAGUGCAUGGAAAUGCCGUUUACCUUCCCGCCGGAGCGGUACCUAUUUAUCUACUUGCACUUUGACGUGAUUUCAAACUGCUAGGUUGGCAGGAGCAGGGACUGAGCAACAAGCAACGGGAGCUUACCCCGUCACGGGGAUUCGAACCGCCAACCUUCUGAUCGGCAAGUCCUAGGGUCUGUGGUUUAACCCACAGCGCCACCCGUGUCCCCUAGAAAAUGGGAUAAAGGCAGGGAAAGAUUGUUCCAGCAGAUGAGGGACCCGUCUUGGGUUGCUGGAUGAUGUUGAGAGAGGGUGCCUUGGUCCAUCCUUGCCAGUGUCUGAUGUUGUCGUAUUCAUUUUCUUCCCUGUGCCACAGUGCUUUCCACAGGGAGCGGACAUGACGGCAGCUCUCGACUUAUACUUCCAGGUGAGUUGGCUUUCUGGACUCCCUCCUCAGCUGGGAAUUUGGGUUCCUCCUGAGUUAUUUUCCAAGUUCAGAGGAUUGAGGCUGAAAGUGUAAUCCGUGAGAGGGAUGAGUAAGCAAGAUCUUUCCGCUGGGUGUGGCAGUACUGCAGCUGAACCCAGAACUGCAGUUUUUUUGUGGAUGCCUGGAUUUAUCAAAUACACUAUGUAACCUGCAUCUCAAUGGAAAAUAACCAUCUGUUUAAAAACAUACUAAGAAUAGAUUAUUUAGCUAUUCUUAAUAGCUAACAGAGAUAACAGGGUCACUGUUUUGAGAAGGCGGGGUGGGGGCUGUUUCCAAUGCAGUGCUUUAUAACACAGGUUAAAACGCACAGCUUUUUUGCCAUUUAAUCUUGAAUAUAUCCAGGAUUAGGCCUUCACUAGAGUGGAAAUAGUGAGACACUUGAAGACUUCCACAGGUUAUACAGGCUAAAGUUCUUUCCAGUGUGUCUGGCACAUAGCUUUGGCAGAGAAACUGAUCUAACAAAGCAAGAUUUAUGCAUUGUAGCACAGUAUCCAUUUAUUGCACACAUUAAUAAGUCCACAUCUGGGUAAUACAUGCUCAUUCUUUCUGGAACAAAACUCUUACCACUGACAGUCACAAUCUGCUAUUCAUUUAUCUCACAGUCUGCUCAUUUUCUUAUGUGCGAAAUUAUCUUGUAUUCCUGUACUGUAUCUAGUUCCCCUGGCCUAUGUUAGUUGUUAUUGGCUUGUUAUAACUAACCAUUGCCUACUGCAUUUUAAUGAAAGUUCAAGAAACACACACACAAACAUACACACACACACACACACACAGUGGUACCUCAGGUUAUAUACGCUUUAGGUUAUGUACGCUUCAGGUUACAGACUCUGCUAACCCAGAAAUAGUGCUUCAGGUUAAGAACUUUGCUUCAGGAUGAGAACAGAAAUCGUGCUCCGGCGGCGCUGUGGCAGCAGGAGGCCCCACUAGCUAAAGUGGUGCUUCAGGUUAAGAACAGUUUCAGGUUAAGUACGGACAUCCGGAAUGAAUUAAGUACUUAACCUGAGGUACCACUGUGUGUGUGUGUGUGUGUGUGUGUGUGUGUAUAUAUUUCCAGGAGUAGGCCUUGAACCUCAAUGUGAAUUUUGUCUCUCCAGCUGAAAUCUGAAAUGGCACUCCAGUCUUUACAGAUAAAACAUGUUUUUCAAAAAUCACAAUAACCUGCCCACCCCCCAAUAACUUCAGUUAUGAAAAGCCAACCUCAAUAAGACAUAUUUUCCCCAAACACCUGAACAACUGGUUCUAGAAAAGCACAGACAAAUUCAGGUGCAGAUUCUGCAACACACACACACAGAUUCCCACGCCAUGGUUAGUCUGCUCCUUAAGCGGGUUGAGGAACCUGGUUUGAAAUUUCCAUAGAAUUAUAUUGAUUUGAAUCCUUAGUGUCCAACUCUGUUCCAAAGAGGGCAUUCUUAGAAAUUCAAUUCUAGGUUUUCUUCUAGGCUGGUGAUUCAUGACGGAACCAAAAGUUCAGUCCAGUUUUGCUUCCUUUCCUAGAAGCAAUCUGUACACUGCUCAAAAUCAGGCAGAUUCUAGUUGAUUUGGGGAUCAGUGCUAAGGUUAUUUUAGAACUUAUGCAAACAUAAGGGUGGGGUGAGGGAAUAGAUAGUAAAGCCCAUCUUGGACUAGACUGCUUCAAAGUGCAGCUGAGGAGAGAGACUUUCCAUGUUUGAAUUGCAAUCCAUGUAAAAAACCUGUUGUACCUAGAAUGUCAGUGAAAAGGGAUUUCUUCCACAUAGGCUACUUUCUCACAUGAAGGGAGAUUUUGACGUGAGGAGUAUUCAAAUGCAUAAUCUCCCACCUGUAGUCUUUUAACUGGAAAGACGGCAUAUUUUUCUCUGUGUGUUAAACAGAGAGUUGUGCCCUUCAAUGUCAUGUCUCAGCAGAGUCCAGGGUCCAUUUCUGGGACUUAUUUAUAGCUCCAGACCAGUGGUGUCAAAACUUUUUUCAAAGAGGGCCAGAUUUGAUGAAGUGAAGGGCCGUGAGGGCCACCCAAAUGGCUGGCCAGAGUUGUUAACCCUUUUUUUUAGGAUUUUACCCCAGGAAAUAAACUGCCACAGGGGCUGGAUUAAACCAACCAACGGGCCGGAUUAGGCCCCCGAAACGGACUUUGCCUGCUCUAAACCAUGGGUAGGCAAACUAAGGCCCAGGGAGUGGAUCUGGCCCAGUCGCCUUCUAAAUCCGGCCUGCAGAUGGUCCAGGAAUCAGCGUGUUUUUACAUGAGUAGAAUGUGUCCUUUUAUUUAAAAUGCAUCUCUGGGUUAUUUGUGGGGCAUAGGAAUUACAGUGGUACCUCUGGAUAUGAACAGGAUCCGUUCCAGAGCCCUGUUCGCAUCCAGAAGCAAACGCAACCUGCAUCAGUGGGUCACGAUUCGCCGCUUCCACACAUGCGCGCGACGUCAUUUUGAUUGUGCAUGCGCAAGCCGCAAAACCCGGAGUUAACGCGUUCCGUUACUUCUGGGUUCCCGCAGAGCGCAACCCGAAAGCGCUCAACCUGAAACACAUUUAACCCGAGGUAUGACUGUAGUUCUUUUUUUCUUUUUCUUUCAAAAUAUAGUCCAGCCCCCCACAAGGUCUGAGGGACAGUGGACCGGCCCCCUGCUGAAAAAGUUUGCUGACCCCUGCUCUAGACACUGGAACCUAUUAUGAUCCUCAUACCUUUGAAUAUUGCUUCUUUGUUAAUUAUACAAUAAUGACUUUUCCUCCCGUUCCUCCCCCCAACCCUUUCCCUCCACCCUGCAAAGCUGUGCUCUGUGGAAGUAACUUGCGAAUCCGGCAGUGUCAUGGCGGCCACAUUGGCCAAUGGUGGCAUCUGCCCCAUCACAGGCGAGUGUGUGUUGAGCGAUGAAGCUGUCCGCAACACCCUCAGCCUCAUGCACUCGUGUGGCAUGUAUGACUUCUCUGGGGAGUUCGCCUUCCAUGUAAGUGUCUGCAGUAUCUUUUGGUGGGCUGCAAAUGGGAGACAACUAUGUGUGCUUCAGCAGUGUGUGUGUGUGUGUGUGUGUGUGUGUGUGUGUUGGUGAUAAUGAUGAUUUAUUGAAUUUAUAUACCACUCAAUACCCGGGGGUGUCAGGUAGGGGCAUAUGAAGGGGUGGCAGAGGGGGCAGGCUUCUGAAUUCCAGUUGCCGGAAACUGCAAGAUGGUUGUGUUCAGGUGCACUUGUGUGCACUUCUAAUAGGCAUCUGAUUGGCCACUGUGGGAAAAGGAUCAUAGCUGUCAACCGUCCCUUAUUUGGCGGGAAAGUCCCUUAUCCCAGCGCUGUGUCCUGCUGCUGUCCCUUAUUGAUGAUGUCCCUUAAAUUUCCCUGGUUUCAAAGGAAGCAGCUCCUCUCCCUCCCUCCCUCCCUGCCAGCCAGGGAGGAGGGAGGCUCCAACUGUGUUGCUUGGCUGCGUUGCUCACCCAAUAAGGAGUCUAAGAACGACUGGGGGGUGGAGCUUGCAUGCCUUGUGCCGAUCAAAUCGGCCGUGUUGCCUAGGGACUCGCCUUUGCUCAGCGCUUCCCAGCGGAGAGGUGACGGUGGUUUCCCUUGCUGCAUCCCCUUUGCCGGGUUGCUGCGCUGUGGGAACCACCGCUUGAGGCUUCGUUUGGCUGCUGGCUGGGCUUUCUGCCUUUGGCUCAGAGGGGCUCAGAAGUUGAACAUACCUGUGUUCGGAAAAUCCCUUAUUUUGGCUGCCGGUCCCUUAUUUCGAGGCUGCUGGUCCCUUAUUUUCAAAUCCUUAAGUUGACAGCUAUGAAAAGGAUGUUGGCCUAGAAGGCCCACUGGCCUGAUCCAUAAGAAUAUGCUCUUACAAAACAUGAGGAAGAAUUCUGUGCCACUCAAAAGCAAGCUCGUUCCUUGCCCUUCAUCUAAUUUCCCUCCCGCUUUUGCUUCCUCAUUUUCAGGUUGGUCUACCCGCCAAAUCUGCCGUCUCUGGCGCCAUCUUGCUGGUGGUGCCCAACGUCAUGGGUGUGAUGUGUCUGUCGCCCCCUCUGGAUAAAGUUGGCAACAGCACGAGGGGGAUUGGGUUUUGCCAGGUGAGUUGCCCCACGGCCAUAACCGGUAGAAUGAGUUCUGAUAAAGCCGUCAGUGAGAACCACCUGGUUGAAUUGGGAGGGAUGGCUCCAUGCAAGUCCCUCUUCCAACUUCCAUUCCAGUGGUGUGUGAUGAAUUUUUUUGCAGGGGAACAGUUAGAGCCAGAGGCACCAGCUUGCAAGGGUGAUUGGGGCAGGGAUGUUGUGUGUGAGAACUGCACCUCCCUCCCAUGCCAGGCAGAAGCUUCCAAGACUUUGGGAAGGAGGCGCCAGGUUAACAUUUAGGGGACUAGCCUAGUCCCCCUAGUCCAUGGGUAGGCAAACUAAGGCCCAGGGGCCGGAUCCGGUCCAAUCACCUUCUAAAUCUGGCCCGCAGAUGGUCCAGGAAUCAGCGUGUUUUUACAUGAGUAGAAUGUGUGCUUUUAUUUAAAAUGCAUCUCUGGGUUAUUUGUGGGGCCUGUCUUGUGUUUUUACAGGAGUAGAAUGUGUCCUUUUAUUUCAAAUGCACCUCGGGGUUAUUUGUGGGGCAUAGUAAUUCGUUCAUUAUUUUUUUCCAAAAUAUAGUCUGGCCCCCCACAAGGUCUGAAGGACAGUCGACCGGCCCCCUGGACCAGCCCCCUGCUGAAAAAAUUUGCUGACCCCUGCCUAGUCCAAUGACCACAUGCCACUUCUCCAUUCUGAAGGACAGCAUUUGCUGACUUGGUGCCUUCCAGAUGUUUUGGGCUACAGUUCCCUUCAACCUAAGCUGGCUUGGGCUGAUGGGAGUUGCAGUUACAUGUCAGGGCACCAGAUGGAUGAAAAGCUGUUUUAGGAGUAAAAUGAAUAUAACAGCUAAACUCCAUCCACACUGAAUGAAGUCAGUAUGCUUCUGAAUAUCGUUUGAUAUUCUGGAGGGAAGAGGGCCGUUGAGCUUUGGUCCUGGUUGCAUGCUUCCCGUAGUAAUCUUGCUGGCUACUGUGAGAGCAGGAGUAGAUGACCCAUUGACCGGAUCCAGCAUCACUCUUCUUCUGUUCUUAAAGGAAGCAAAUGGAGGCACAGGUUACAGCAACAGCCAAAGCGAUAUUUUUCCAUCUUCGCCAUAUCAAGCAGUUGGUCCCUUACCUUUCCCUCCCCGACCUGGCCACAGUGAUGCAUGCGACGGGCACCUCCAGGCUUGACUACUGUAACUCCCUCUAAGCAGGGCUGCCCUUGAAGCUGUCCCAGAAACUCCAGCGGGUGCAGAAUUCUGCAGCGAGGCUCCUCACGGGGUCCCUGCCAUGGGAGCAUAUUCACCCAGUGCUUUUCCAGCUGCACUGGCUCCCGGUGGAGUACAGGGUCAGAUUUAAGGUGCUGGUUUUGACCUUUAAAGCCCUUCACGGCCUAGGACCCUCGUACUUACGGGACCACCUCUCCCAGUACGCCCCACAGAGGACCUUAAGGUCCAUAAAUAACAACACCCUAGAGGUCCCGGGCCCUAAGGAAGUCAGAUUAGCUUCAACCAGAACGCUCUGUCUCAUGAGACCAGGGCCCUGCAGGAUCUGAUUGCUUUCUGCAGGGCCUGUAAGACAGAGUUGUUCUGCCUGGCCUUUGGUUUGGAAUCAACUUGAUCCCCUCCCCCUCUUUCCUUUUUCCUUUCUCCUUCUGUGAUGGAACUCUUAUUUGGGGACUUCCCUGGCUUUUUUCUGGCCCACGUAGGACCAGUCUGGAUAGUUGGUCUUGGUGAAGAUUUGACGUUUUCAUCCCCAAAAAGUUUUUGAUUUGAGUUUCUACUGAAAUGAGGCUGCAUUUUAAUGUUGUGCUUAAUCUUGUUUUUAAGUUGUAUUUUAAUCAAUUGUUUUUACCUGGUGUUAGCUGCCCUGAGCCCGGUCUUGGCUGGGGAGGGCGGGGUAUAAAUAAAAUUAUUAUUAUUAUUAUUUAUUAUUAUUAAUGCAUUUGUAUAAUCUAUAAAGAUCUAGAAGUUGCCUGAUUUUUUUUUCUGGUGCAGACUUUGGAUUUUAUUUCAAACCUUCCAAGUUUGGGUUUCCCAAACUUGGAUCUCCUACUGUUUUUGGACUACAGUUCCCACUAUCCCUGACCACUGGUUCUGCUAGCUAGGGAUGAUGAGAAUUGUAGUCCAAAAACAGUGGGAGACCCAAGUUUGACAAACACUGGUUUAACCCUUUGAAGGUUUUGUGGUGAAAUAUUCUGCUUGUGACUUCACACUUCGGUUCCCACUUCUGACCACUUUCCCCUGUGCUUUGCAUGCUCCUUGCUACCUUUUGACUCCUCUUUCUGCAGGAUCUGGUCUCACUCUUCAACUUCCACAACUACGACAACUUGCUGCACUGCACCCGCAAGAUGGACCCACGCCGUGAAGGAAUCGAAGUUAGAGUAAUGACGGAAACGGUUGUCUGAAAGAUAAUGACAGAUUUUAGUGGAAGAGUGCAGAAGUGAAGUUUGGGAUGGGAUGAUUAAUAUAUAUAUAUAUAAAUUGCACCAAUGACCCCUCAGCAUAUUAUGAUAAUAAGCUCUGGAUUCUAUGCUGUUGGGUGCUUUGACGAUAAAAACUUUUUGCUUGUCAGGCUGGCAACGACUGGACAAGUAUUAUUUACAAACUCCUCCAGAUAGCUUCUGUGAUAAGUCCCCACACCUCUCACCUUCUCAGUCAAGAAAUAACUCGCAGAAAUAUCCAAGCAGUUCCCAACCGCCACCUCCUUUCCCCAAUACCAUCAAUUAUCUGAAAUAUAUUCCCAAUUAAAUUACAUUACAAAUACUAACAUUUUUUGCUUUAGUUACAGGUAGGUAGCCGUGUUGGUCUGCCGUAGUUGAAACAAAAUAAACAAAUUCCUUCCAGUAGCACCUUAGAGACCAACAAAGUUUGUUAUUGGUAUGAGCGUGCACACAAAAGCUCAUACCAAUAACAAACUUCGUUGGUCUCUAAGAUGCUAUGGGAAGAAUUUUUUAUAUUUUUUGCUUUAAUCAACAUGCGUACGUUGGGAGGGUUGAACACCUCCAAAAUGAGGAGGACUAGAAAUAAUAAUAAUAAUAAUAAUAAUUUAUUAUUUAUACCCCGCCCAUCUGGCUGGGCUUCCCCAGCCACUCUGGGCGGCUUCCAAAAAAAUAUAUUAAAGCACUGCAAUACAUCAAACAUUAAAAGCUUCCCUACACAGGGCUGCCUUCAGAUGUCUUCUAAAAGUCUGGUAGUUGUUGUUCUCUUUGACAUCUGGUGGGAGGGCAUUCCACAGGGAGGGCACCACUACCGAGAAGGCCCUCUGCCUGGUUCCCUGUAACUGCUUCUCGCAGUGAGGGAACUGCCAGAAGGCCCUCGGAAGUGGACCUCAGUGUCUGGGUAGAAUGAUGGGGGUGGAGACCCUCCUUCAGAUAUACUGGACCGAGGCCGUAUACCGGACAUAACAUUUUGAGUACUGUGUGGGUGAAGUCACAGAAUACGAAUAGUCCCAGCUGUAGCACAUUCCAUAAAGUUCAGAACUUUAUAAUAGCUUCAAAAUAGGAUUAGGCAAAUUCGUGGAGGAUAAGUCUAUUGGUGGCUGCUAGCCACACGAGCUACACAUUGCCAUCAGUUACUGGGAAUCACAGUUGGGGAGAGUGCUGUUGUGCCUGGGUUGCAGGCUUCCCAUGGGUAUCUCAUUGACCAUAGUGAGAACGAGCCUUUGGCUUGAUCCAGUAAGACUUUUCUUACAUUCUUAACACCUCGCUCCAUCUCUUUCAGAACAAGACAGUGGUGAACCUGCUGUUUGCUGCCUACAGUGGCGACGUCUCUGCUCUUCGGAGGUAUGGGCCAGCCAGACUAGGGGAAAGACAGUGCUGGGGAGAGAUUUCUUGAACUGCCUUUCGAUAUACGGUACAAUAUCUUUAUUGCCAUUGUCCUAUACAGAACAAUGAAAUUGAAAAAGCUACAUAAGACAUUCAAAAACCCCUAAAAACUCUGAAACCCCAUUUAAAACUACAAUAUACUCCUAUAGAGGGACGCGGGUGGCGCUGUGGGUUAAACCACAGAGCCUAGGACUUGCCGAUCAGAAGGUCGGCGGUUCGAAUCCCCGUGACGGGGUGAGCUCCUGUUGCUCGGUCCCUGUUCCUGCCAACCUAGCAGUUCGAAAGCACGCCAAAGUGCAAGUAGAUAAAUAGGUACCGCUCCGGUGGGAACGUAAACGGCGUUUCCGUGCGCAGCUCUGGUUUGCCAGAAGCGGCUUAGUCAUGCUGGCCACAUGACCCAGAAGCUGUAUGCCAGCUCCCUCGGCCAAUAAAGUGAGAUGAGCGCCGCAACCCCAGAGUCGGCCACAACUGGACCUGAUGGUCAGGGGUCUCCUUAUACUGUGUUUAAAACCAGAAUUGCAUUUGGGUAGAAACUGUUUCUCAGGCGGCUAGUCCUAGUCUUUAUUCUUCCAGAAGGCAGAAACUGAAAGAGAUAAUUUCAGGGGUGCGCACUAUCCUGCGCUAUCUCUGCAGGUUUCUUAUGGCACCUGGCAGCAUAGAUUUGAUCAAAGGUGGGAAGAGUGCACCCAAUUAUUCUCUCUGCAGUCUUUACAACCCUGGAACCCUGGGAUGGGGAACUUGUAGCCUUCCAGAUGUAGCUGGACUACAAUACCCAUCAGCUCCAGCCAGAAUGGACAGUGGCCUCAAGAAUGAUGGGAAUUGUAGUCCAAUAACACGUGGAGGGCCAUAGGUGCCCCAUCCUUGAUCAAGUUCAGUGUUUCCCAAACUUGGGUCUCCAGCUGUUUUUGGACUCCAAAAAACAGUUGGAUCUAAUUUAUCUGACUAUAGUUUAAGUUGCUCUAUGUGGUAGUCCUCCUCAGAGUAGGCCCAUUGAAAUUAAGAUACAUGACUAACAGCCUGUUAAUUUCAAUGGGUCUGUGAGCAGAACUAGCAUUGGAAAUAACACUGACUCUCUUCUUGGCUUCCCUCUAGAUUUGCCCUGUCAGCCAUGGACAUGGAACAGAAAGACUACGACUCCCGCACAGCUCUUCAUGUAGCUGCAGCUGAAGGUAGCAUGCUGGGGCCACAAAAGUUUCAUGAGUCUAGGGCCAUGUUUGCACCUUGCAGGCUUGCACAGCCCCAACGCACCUCAGGCCUUCAGUCAUGCACUUCUCUGGUGUCCUUCUGCCCAGUGUUUUUGCACCUGGCUAUGGACCACUUAAGGUCGGCGGUUCGAAUCCCCGUGACAGGGUGAGCUCCCGUUGCUCGGUCCCAGCUCCUGCCAACCUAGCAGUUCGAAAGCAUGUCAAAGUGCAAGUAGAUAAAUAGGUACCACUCCGGCGGGAAGGAAAACGGCAUUUCCGUGCACUGCUCUGGUUUGCCAGAAGUGGCUUAGUCAUGCUGGCCACAUGACCCGGAGGCUGUAUGCCAGCUCCCUCGGCCAAUAAAGCGAGAUGAGCGCUGCAACCCCAGAUUCGGUCACGACUGGACCUAAUGGUCAGGGGUCCCUUUGCCUUUACCUAUGGACCACUUAAUUACCAAGUGAAGAUGCCUGGCUGCCAGGAUGGUACCUGACAUCUCCACCAUCUGAGGAUCAUUGGAUAUGGACUGUUCCCAUACACCAGGCAUGGCCAAACUUGGCCCUCCAGAUGUUUUGGAACUACAAUUCCCAUCAUCCCUAGCUAACAGGACCAGUGGUCAGGGACGAUGGGAAUUGUAGUCCCAAAACAUCUGGAGAGCCAAGUUUGGCCAUGCCUGCCAUACAUCAAUGCCCCACCCUGUUGAAUUCUAUCAGUUAUAUUUUAUCUGCACAAGCAGAAUAAAUUUCUGGAUCCCAAAUGCUUUUCCUGUGCAGCCUGAGCAGGAGCAGUCACAAUUAAGAAAAAGAGGUCGGAAUGUUGUUGUUUAGUCGUUUAAUCGUGUCCGACUUUUCGUGACCCCAUGGACCACAGCACGCCAAGCACUCCUGUCUUCCACUGCCUCCCGCAGUUUGGUCAGACUCAUGCUGGUAGCUUCAAGAACACUGUCCAACCAUCUUGUCCUCUGUCGUCCCCUUCUCCUUGUGCCCUCAAUCUUUCCCAACAUCAGGGUCUUUUCCAGGGAGUAUUCUCUUCUCAUGAGGUGGCCAAAGUAUUGGAGCCUCAGCUUCACGAUCUGUCCUUCCAGUGAGCACUCAGGGCUGAUUUCCUUCAGAAUGGAGAGGUUUGAUCUUCUUGCAGUCCAUGGGACUCUCAAGAGUCUCCUCCAGCACUGAUAAUCAUAGUCAGUCCAUCAUUUGAAAAACAAGACUUUAGAGCUAUAUUAUGCAAAAAUAGCAACUAGUCAUUCCAUUUUGGCAACUGCAACCUUGGUUUAAGGAGCCAUUUUGCACCCAGCUUAUAUAUCUGAGUUUCUAACGCUGCUUCUGCCCUAAAAGUGGAGCCUAGUGUGGUAGCAGCACUAUGGGGUCAAUGGUGCAUUGCUUCAAUACAAUGCGACACACCGUUUCUGUUAAGUGCACUCACCAUGUUCUUUGAGAUUUGUUGUUGUUUUGUCAUUUAGUCGUGUCCGACUCUUCGUGACCCCAUGGACCAGAGCACGCCAGGCACGCCUGUCUUCCACUGCCUCCCGCAGCUUGGUCAAACUCAUGCUGGUAGCUUCAAGAACACUAUCCAACCAUCUCGUCCUCGGUCAUCCCCUUCUCCUUGUGCCCUCCAUCUUUCCCAGCAUCAGGGUCUUUUCCAGGGAGUCUUCUCUUCUCAUGAGGUGGCCAAAGUACUGGAGCCUCAGUUUCAGGAUCUGCCCUUCCAGUGAGCACUCAGGGCUGAUUUCCUUAAGAAUGGAUACGUUUGAUCUUCUUGCAGUCCAUGGGACUCUCAAGAGUCUCCUUCAGCACCAGAAUUCAAAAGCAUCAAUUAUUCGGCUAUCAGCCUUCUUUAUGGUCCAGCUCUCACUUCCAUACAUCACUACUGGGAAAACCAUAGAGGAACAUAAUAAGAAUCAAAGGCUAUCAAAGAUACUGAACCAGGGACAUAAGUGGGGAAGAGGAUUUAGGUGCAAGGAUAGUGAAAAUGGCUGGCGAAAGAUAGAAGGCAUCGGCUGGGAACUGGAGGUACCUGACGAGAACAAAAUAAAGCUAUGUAUUGAUGCUGAAGAGGUUUCCAUUAGAGAUGGAAAUGUAAGGUACCAAACCACAGGUGGAUAACCUGUACCCACCAUUCCAAGAUCUUGUUGGACUCCAACUCCCAUCAGCCCCAGGAUGGUGGGAGUUGGAGUCCAGCAGUGUAUGUAGGUUUCUCUCCCCUGCUCUAAACUUUUACAUGUCUCCACAAACUCUAUGCAACCUUAGGGAUAAAAGAUGCAGGAAUCUCUGUCUCUCCCCCCCCCCCUUACAUUCCCAGCUAAUCAAUUUUCUGUGUUUUAAGACAAAAGUUAAUUUCAAAUAUUUUGACUAAGCAGGACUAUACAAAGUAAUGCUUGUUUUACACUGGGACUGGAAAAAGUCCCAGGCUUUAAUGUAGGUUAACGAGUAUUUUUAAGGCUCUGUCUUAAUGAGAGGUUAGCAGAGUGUCACAGCUCAUACACAAGGAACUCUGGUUUUGUAGCAAGAAAGGGACCUCAGAUUAAACUAUCACUGUGCUCUCUGCAAGCUAUAGGGGUUUGGGGGGCAGACCAGGGGGCAUUUAGUAAGAAAUAAACCUCUUUCAAGGCAGCUUAGGUUUACAGUUUCGCUGUGUCCAUCUAUUGCUAUGAGUAAGCUACUUGCUCUGUAAUAACCUUCAUGCAAUCCACCAACUCUCUGCUUAAAUAACUUUGUGACUUGUUGGGGGUGGGGGUGGGCCAAGAGGUUGAAACUUAAAAUUCUGUUAUUCCUCCCCCCUGCCCAGGUCACCUGGAGGUUGUGAAGUUUCUGGUGGAAGCCUGCAGAGUAAAUCCUUUUGUCAAAGACAGGUGAGAAAUAGUAGGCUUAUGAAGGACUGGGGAGAGGGGAGGUCUGUUCUUAGCUGGGACAUCAGGGAUUGCCACAGCCAAAGACAAGAUGUCAGAGAGCCUCUUGGGCCUUCCCAUUUGGCCCACUGGUGUAUUUUGGCCCAAACCACCCCUACCUAUCAAUCUGUCCAUCACCUGACAACAUACAAAAUUGGGUGCGACAAGUAAACGCAUGGAGCCAAACUGAACAGGAUUAAUUGGGCACAAACUUUAACCUUGCUUCUUCCUUUCCAGUAACAUAAGGCACUUUUUGAAUGAGGUACCCAUCUAUGGUGGCUGAGAAAAGCACCCAUUUUUAUUUUUUAAAGCACCAAAUUCUAGCUUGAUAUGAAGAAUCAACAACAUACUGUAUUUUUUGCUCUAUAAGACUCACUUUUUUGCUCUAUAAGACUCACUAAGGGGAAGUGUGUGUGCGUUUUAUGGAGAAAAUGCAGGCUGCGCAGCUAUCCCAGAAGCCAGAACAGCAAGAGGGAUCGCUGCUUUCACUGCGCAGCAAUCCCUCUUGCUGUUCUGGCUUCUGAGAUUCAAAGUAUUUUUUUUCUUGUUUUCCUCCUCCAAAAACUAGGUGCGUCUUGUGGUCUGGUGCAUCUUAUAGAGCGAAAAAUACGGUACUUAAGGGUAUGCUCCCAAUUCAUCCUUUCCAGCUGCAACCAUGGUUUGAAUUCAAACUGCACCAACAAAGAUGCACUCCUCCUUCUUCCUUUGAAUCACCUAGCAUCAUACCUCUUCUGGUGACUGACAGACAGGCAGUCCUAGCCACCCAUCAAAGUGAUCUGUGUUGAGUUCUAGAUCUGGCCUACUGACUGGAUCCAGUUUCUAAAUAGAUAGUAGCUGCACAUGCCUUCAUCUCUUUCCUUCUCUGCAGGUGGGGGAACAUUGCCUUGGACGAUGCUACGCAGUUUAAUCACUUGGAAGUGGUGAAGCUACUCAAAGAUUACCAAGACACCUACGUAUUGGGAGCCAGCCAGGCCCGGGAAGCAGCUGAGGACCUUUCCAAGGAGAACUUAGAAAGCAUGGUGUGAAAAUUGUGAACUAUUCUGUUAGCUGCAUUUCAACACAGAUUUAACUAGGUCACUUGCUCUCAUUUCUGAAAGGAGGCAGACACACCAGCGGACAUACUUCUGCUUAGGAUUUGAGCUGAGAUGUGGUUGGUUGGUUGGUUGGGUCCAUCCUAAAGGCUCUUCCUGAAGUUUCAUGCGGUCAGUCUCCCAAUUCUUGGGUUAUAGGAAACACCUACACCAGUUAGUUCCAUGCACAAGCUCGAUACUUGGUGACACAGCAGUAAACUUGAGUCCACAGAAACUGAGCUAGCAGAUAUUGGCGAGAGAGACCAAAGUGGGACCUUGUCUCUUAAGUGCUAACACUUCACACUGCCUGUAGAUCAAAGCAGACACUGCUUACAUAGGCAAAAGGCAUUUAAGGGCCAAAGUAGGCCUGCCCCUUUGCCCUACACUGUUAUCCCCACUAAGUACUAUGACUUUCUGUUGCUCCCUUCUUUCAAAUAAUUAUGAACCUCAGCAUGCAGUCCUAGUAUUUGUGUAAUUGGGAUGGGGGAAGCUUUCAGGCUGUGACUGCAGAGUUUUAUCUUUUUUAACAUUGCCAUUUGAUAUACAAUUUGUUAGGGUGGUUUGCAAAACAAAAAUGCUUUAAAACACCAGCUUUGAAAACCAGAAAGGGGCAAAGUGUACACCCACCUCAAGCCGUGCCUGCAAUGCUGGAGAUAAGACAAUCUCUCUGGGCCUUAGUUUUCUAGACAAACUAAAUAUUGCCCUAACUUUCUAGACAAGUCCCAGGAUAAAAGUGAUAAGAUCAAGAGGUGCAGAGUGAUGUGGUAAUACGGGUAGACAGAGUUACAACCCUAAGCAUAUUUGUUCAAUAUUUAAGUGUUAAGUCCCAACUGAAUUUGUAUGAGUCGAACAAGUGCAUUCAGAAUUGCACUCUGGAAUAAAGAGAGAAGUUCAGAGCAAAUGGUAGUGUUUUCUUCACAGAGCCUAUCUCCUUUCAGCAGCAAUUCUAGACUGAAGGGUGUUUUGUUUGUUUGUUUUAAAGCUUUUCUUAAACCAUGGGAUAUUUUCAGGAAAAAGCACUGGUCAGUCCAAAGCAGCUUAGGAGAGCACCAACAGAAAAUACAGUGUUUCAGAUAAAUUUAUUUUUAUUGAUUGUGAUAACUACACAACUGCCAACACACAUACAGUUAACAGAAUGCUGCUCUUCCUUGGUUCAAAAAAAUAGCUCCUUGUUGUCUUCAAGUUGUGGUCUAUAAAAUAAAGCACACCUCUGGAGAACGUGUCAGUGUGCUGGAUCUAAGAGUACUGGGAAAAGAGUGACCACAGAUAGCUGUAUCAGAACAUUUCUGGCUUGAUUUGUCACACAUAUAUUGCUGCUCCAUUAAACACAGACAAAACCCUGUACAAGGAAACUCCUGCUAAGCCAGGGUAUAAUGGAAUGAGGUGGGAUUAUUGGGCUGUGUAUUAAAAGAAAGUAAUUCCUGUAUAACUGAUUAUCAGUACAGGAGGAUUAGAGCUCCAAUGGGUAUGUCAGCAUCUUAGAUGCAGGCUUAGUUUGUCCUCCCACUGGCCCAGCAGAGGGCAAUAGUGGCUAUGCAUUGUACACAGAGAUCCAAGUGGAGUUUCCCUGCCUCCAGACAUCUGAAAGCCUAGGCAGAUACUUAGGCUGAGCAAGGGGACUCUAUACAUUAUUAAGGACAUGGAAUAAGAGCACCAAAAGGUGUGGCUGAUCACACACAAUAGCUGCAAAGAAACAAAUUUGACCGUGGAGCAACCACAUACAUUUUUCCAUAUGGACAAACCCUAAUUUAAGCCAAGUGUAUCCCGUGUUUGUAGACAGCCAAACGACCUCCUUUUACGAGAAUAAAGUAGCAGAGACAGAAAAUCAGAAUAUGUGGCCUUCUGUGCUCUGAAUAAUAUCUUACUACAUUCCAAAUGAGAUACGUUUCAACCUGGAAUCCAAAGGUCUCAUCUCUUCCUAAGAGAAAACAGUCAACGGGCUGAAUGGUACAUAUAGAUAUGAAACUUUGGCUCCUAUGACAAGGGUAUUGCAGGAGAGGGAUUCCUUCUUUUAUGUACCACUCUGAAGCCUCAUAUUCCAAGCAGUUUGUCCAUCUCUCCAAACAUCACUAAGCUGGAGAGGUUUUCAGUUCCUGUCGAGAUUUUCAGGUACAUCGAGGCCUGAAUGCGUGAUCAGUUCACCAUCCCAGACGGCAAAGGCAGGCACUACGGGGCCUUGGAACUCAGCAAAGAUGCUGUGGACGGACACAUGUUUGCUGACAUCCACCAGGCUGAGUUUCUUGCUGUCGUAGUCCAAGAGCAGACCCACUCUCUCUGGGUGGCCGAUGUUCUUGAUUGGAGUGGUCUCAUUAGCGAACAUGGCAUUCCAGUGCCGGUUCGCAUAGGAAAAGACCCAGGAGCGGUCAUCUACUCCAACACAACCGUCCCGGGAGAUGUCCACGUCUGCUACCCCUAUGCGGAAUUGCUGCGAUUCUUUGACAGUCACUUCCCAGUAGUGACGCCCACUGGAGACAGCCGUGUCACCCAGUACCACAGCCCAGUCUCUGAAGCGUUCAGGAUUCCGGGGAACGCUGGUGGGGUCAAUCCCCAGCAUACGGUAAAUGACACCAGUGUUCUUUUUGAACAGAUCCAAGCUGCUGUGGGCCGUUCUCUCAUCCAGCUUGAAAUUGAUCUCU
Molecule: messenger RNA, 29451 nt
Organism: Podarcis lilfordi (Lilford's wall lizard)
Lineage: Eukaryota; Metazoa; Chordata; Lepidosauria; Squamata; Lacertidae
Source: the annotation of a GenBank genome assembly